AGCAAGGUUUGUGUUUCUGACCUCACUUUCGGGGCUGACGUGCAUUGCGAGAUUCCCCUGAAUUUUGCUCCGCUGUUGGAGGAAAAGGGAGGAAAGGCUUUUAACAUCUCCAUUAAUACCCUUUAAUAACAACAGUAACUGGGUGAUGUCUUAAUCCCAGUGACUCUCUGUCAGAGGGUGCCUGCCAACCUGUAUCUGUUUCAACGUGAUUGACAGGCUAACAGCAGGAUGCUGCCUCUGUCGCAGAACCGAGAGGCACAGGCCUCGGCCAGCAGUGGGGGUGUUCCUAGAUAUUACUGUGUGGAGAAGACAGGAUUUCAGAACCGUCGUGCUCCUUCCCCGCCCCCCCAGCAGUCCUGGUGCAUCGCCUAGUAGGUAGAGGUUGCAAUGUGCUUUUGCAUCCCUGAAGGCUACUUGGCAAGCUGGCCCAUGGCAUGAGAGGCAGCCGCGCACACUUCCAGCCCCCGGGCUGGGGCUGUAGCGGUGCCUUAGGGGCAUGUGCUAGCCCUAGUGUGAAACCAGUAUCACCCGUGAAGUCUAAUAACUGCUAUAUGGCUUUGAGUGAAAAGCUUCCUUGGCAAACACGCCCCAUGGUGCUGAGAGAAGUAACAGAGAUGCAAUAAUACUUUUCUGUGGUCUUUACAGAUAUCAUUGAGGAUGAAGGGGCAGACUGAAAAAAUAACAACAAUAAUAAUGGUUUUUGACUUGAUGUGUUAUGGCAUCACGUCAAGUUAUGUCAGGGAGAGUACCGUUGUAUCAGUUGUAAAGGGGAGGAAGAAGCAUCAUUACAGCAGGAAUGAAAUGUUGUCCCGGAUUAAAAGACUGAGAUGAGUGAACUGGUGCUGUUGAUCUUGGUAGCGAAGCGUCCGAUCCCGCAGUCCUUACGAGCGCCAUCGGAGACAACAGAUGACUUCUCUGAAUAAGGAUUAGACUUGCUCUCUUCUCCCCUGAGCGGAGGCUGCUGGAGAAGAAGCAUCUGUCCCCGGACUUGUCUUGAUUGCGGAGAUGAUGGUGCUGGACAAGGAGGACGGUGUGCCGAUGCUAUCUGUACAACCAAAAGGGAAGCAGAAGGGCUGUGCUGGCUGCAACCGGAAGAUCAAGGACCGGUACCUGCUGAAGGCGCUGGAUAAGUAUUGGCAUGAAGACUGUCUAAAGUGUGCCUGCUGUGACUGUCGUCUUGGAGAGGUUGGAUCAACUCUUUACACAAAAGCAAAUCUCAUUCUUUGCCGCAGAGAUUACCUGAGGCUCUUUGGUACCACCGGGAAUUGUGCUGCCUGCAGUAAACUGAUCCCUGCCUUUGAGAUGGUGAUGAGGGCCAGAGAUAAUGUUUACCAUUUGGACUGCUUUGCCUGUCAGCUCUGCAACCAGCGAUUCUGCGUGGGAGACAAAUUUUUUCUGAAGAACAACAUGAUCUUAUGUCAGAUGGACUAUGAGGAAGGGCAGCUGAAUGGAAGCUUCGAGUCCCAGGUUCAAUAACAAACCCUGCUUCGCUGAAGCACUGUGGGAUGGGCGCCUGGCCGCGCAAGCAGCGAGGGCGCCUGUCAGCUUGCCUGCAAUAUUUUUUUAAUUCUUGGUCCAGAGAGGACUAUAUACAUUGUAGUACUUUUCCCCCCCAACACAAAGCAGUUACAAUUUUAGAUGUACAGUUGUGCCUGCUUAGCUGAGCACUGCAUUGCCUGUAUGUUUGUGAGUUUUUGGGGUCUGGGGGAGGGCUCUGUACAGUCUGUUUUCUGUAUAUAAACUGGAACAUUUAUUUUAUGAAAAAUGUAAUGCAAUUUUAUUACUGGUGUGAAUUAAAAAUUAUGAAUGUUUCCUGGUCA
This is a messenger RNA of Phalacrocorax carbo (great cormorant), 1820 nucleotides long. The record is from RefSeq and is a predicted model, not a curated record. Lineage: Eukaryota; Metazoa; Chordata; Aves; Suliformes; Phalacrocoracidae.